Molecule: messenger RNA, 1683 nt
Organism: Dichomitus squalens LYAD-421 SS1
Lineage: Eukaryota; Fungi; Basidiomycota; Agaricomycetes; Polyporales; Polyporaceae
Product: glycoside hydrolase
Exons: 9
Coding region: 1-1683 (560 amino acids)
Biological process (GO): carbohydrate metabolic process; peptidoglycan turnover
Molecular function (GO): hydrolase activity, hydrolyzing O-glycosyl compounds
Source: RefSeq, a predicted model, not a curated record
AUGGCGACAUUAACAGAAGCCGAGAAGCGCGAAAUCGGCCAGCAUUUUGUCUUCGGGUUCCAUGGCCACGAAGCCAGUGAUGACAUUAAGACGCUUAUUAGGGAUUACUACCUCGGGAAUGUCAUUCUCUUCAAGCGGAAUGUUCAGAGCAUGGCACAGGUCCAUCACCUCACUGCUGAGCUUCAGACGCUUGCCAAGGAGGCGGGACAUGGCCGACCCCUGUUGAUUGGUAUCGAUCAGGAGAAUGGUCUGGUUUCGGCAUUCAGUAUCCCAGAUGCCGGCACCCAGUUUCCGGGAGCUAUGGCAUUGGCUGCCACUGGUUCCCCUGAGAUUGCUGGAGAAGUAUCUACAGCCACUGGAAAGGAACUGAAAGCGGCUGGAAUCAAUUGGGUAUAUAGUCCUGUGGCGGACGUGAACUCUGAUCCCAGGAACCCAGUCAUUGGGGUACGCUCCUACAGUGAUGCUCCCGAGACUGCCUCCCGCUACGUCACUGCAGUGAGCAACGCAUUCACUGCCCAAAAUGUUGCGCCCUCCGCAAAGCAUUUCCCAGGACAUGGCAAUACGCAUGUCGACUCGCAUUUAAGCCUCCCGCGCAUACUCGUCGAUAAAGCGUCAUUAUUUUCGACAGAACUCGUCCCCUUCAGGGCGCUCAUACGGGACGACAUUGGGAGCAUCAUGACGGGACACAUGGCGUUGCCUAACAUAACGGGCGACGACGUGCCGUGCUCCCUAUCUCGUGCGAUUACGACAGACCUCUUACGCGGCGAGCUCGGAUACAAUGGGGUAGUUGUGACGGACUGUCUGGAGAUGGAGGCCGUCGCCGAGACGUACGGCUCUGAAGGUGGGGCGGUGCUCUCCCUCCAGGCGGGUGCGGACAUCGUCAUGAUCUGCCACACCUACAAUCGCCACGUCGGUGCGAUCGAAGCAACGUACACUGCGGUGAAAGAGGGUAAGCUCGGCCUAGACGAGCUGAAAGCCAGCGGGAGGCGCAUUGCGGCGCUCAAGGAUAGAGUCGCGGGUUCUUGGGACGACGUCUUCACCUCUUUCCAUGCCGAGCAGGUGAACGCACUGAAGAAGGAGCAUCAACUGCUGAGCCUUCGCGCAUAUGCUGCAUCGAUCUCGCACAUUCCCAAUUCUAGGCCGUUCGUACCGCUGUCGACCGUUGGCACAGCGAUCCUGUUCACCCCGCGGAUGGAAUCUCUGAACCGCGCGAUUGACGAUGCGGAGAGCCAGCUCCGGGAUGCCUCAGGGCGCAUCCGAAACACCGCAGGCCCCUCCUUCUCUGCGUUCGCAAAGUCCAUCGCGGCACGCGUGACCGAUGUCGAACAUGUCGUUUACGCCCCGGACGACGAGAUACCCCCACCUCUCGCAGGGAAACUGCGUGGGGCCGGGUCGAUCAUCUUCGCAACCCGCAAUGGAUACGAGAAAGGCGCGUGGCAGGUCGCCUUCUUUGCGAAGGUUCUGGAGGUCGCAGGGUCUGGCGAGCGUGGGUUAGGGAGGGUCGUUGCUGUGUCGACUUGCGGGCCGUACGACCUUCUGGCGCUAGGGCAGAUCGCGGUGCCUGCUAUUGCGACGUACGAGUUCACUGUGCCCGCGCUCGAGGCUGCUGCAGCUGCAAUUUAUGGAGAAAGCGCCGUCACGGGCAGGGUUCCUGUGAACAUGGGCGCAGGGAUUGCUGUUUGA